CAUUGAAUUGGAAGUUCUACUCGUAGAACUGUUGGAGUGGAAGUAGGUAAUGAUGGGAAACCCGGGGGAUUAAAUCUUAUCUGAUCAGAUUUGAGACCGAUAAGUCCGACGUAACGCGGCUUUAGCGGCGCGGCACGGGAAAUGCGCGGACCUCGUAAUGAUCGGCGCGUCAACCACAGAUUCCCAAAUUCAGAACCUCAGUAGCAGCCAUUGAAAUAUCCUAGGCCAUGGUAUUGUCAUAGCGCGAUCAAAAGGCUAUGCCGCGUCUCUCCAAUGAGCUCCUACGACAUGCGUUUACGAUCAAUCCGCUGCUACCUCCUCUGCUGAGGACAUGUCGGACGCUGCCAUCUGCGCACAACGAGCUACGGUGGCUACGGCAACAUGUCGAUGCGAGACUCGAAGCAAAGUUCGGCAGGAUGAAAGACGUCCCUGCGCCAUUGCGGCGGAGAUGCGUCGUGAACCUGGUUAAGAAACGGGCGCGAGGAGUACCACUGCAGUACAUACUGGGCUCGCAGCCAUUCGGGGACCUUGACAUCUUAUGUAGAAAGGGCGUCCUGAUCCCACGACAAGCAACAGAAGAAUACACCUACCGUCUCUCCUCGAUUCUACUCUCCACACCCUCCCUCCGCACCGACCCAAAACAAAUCCGCAUCCUCGACCUCUGCACCGGCACAGGCUGCAUCCCUCUCCUCCUCCUCUCUCUUCUCUCGCCCACUCUCAAAACAACAGUAACAGGAAUUGAUAUAUCCCCUACGGCACUCGCCCUGGCCCGCCUCAACACGACGCACAACUCGCCUCCUCUCUCCAGCGCGCACGCGCGCUUCGCUUCCGGCGAUGUCCUGGCUUCGGGCGCCGCGUUAUUGGAUGAGGCGCACCGCGCGCGUCAGGAUGAGGGGUGGUAUGGUGACGAGAGGUUCGAUGUCGUGACUGCCAAUCCGCCGUAUAUCUCGCGUCUGGGGUUUAAUCGGGAUACAGAGCGGUCUGUGCGGAAUUUCGAGCCGCGGCUUGCUCUCGUGCCGGAAGAGGAUAGAAUUGGUGGAGUAGACAAAGGGAGGCUAGAGGAUAUAUUUUAUGGGAGGAUUGUGGAGAAGGCGGAGGGGGUGGGAGCGAAGAUUUUGGUUAUGGAGGUUGCAGGAACGGAGCAAGCAGGUAGGGUGGCAAGGAUAGUCAAGGUACUCCUGGUUCUGUACGAUGGAGGCAAGCAUGCCGAAGAAUUCCCUGAACUCUUAGGCACCACUGAGAACGAGCUUGGAAUCCGCAAAUGGCUCGAGGAUGCUGGCCACACUCUCGUCACUACCUCCGACAAGGACGACCCCAACUCCAAGUUCGACCAGGAACUUGUUGACGCUGAAGUCAUCAUCACCACACCUUUCCACCCAGGCUACCUCACCAAGGAGCGUCUCCAGAAGGCGAAGAAGCUCAAGCUCGCCAUCACUGCUGGUAUUGGCUCUGACCACGUCGACCUCAAUGCCGCCAACGAAACCAACGGCGGUAUCACCGUCGCCGAGGUGACUGGCUCCAAUGUUGUGUCCGUUGCUGAGCACGUAAUCAUGACCAUCCUCGUUCUCGUGCGCAACUUUGUUCCCGCCCAUGAGCAGGUCGCAGCUGGUGACUGGGAUGUCGCUGCCGUCGCAAAGAACGAGUACGAUCUCGAGAACAAAGUCGUCGGCACAGUUGCUGUCGGCCGUAUCGGUACGCGCGUCCUGAAGCGCCUCAAGGCCUUCGACUGCAAGGAACUUCUAUACUUCGACUACCAGCCUCUAUCUCCUGAACUGGAGAAAGAGAUCGGAUGUCGCCGCGUGGAGAAUCUCGAGGAGAUGCUUGCCCAAUGCGACGUCGUGACCAUCAACUGCCCACUGCACGAGAAGACUCGUGGGCUCUUCAACAAAGAGCUCAUCUCCAAGAUGAAGCCUGGGGCAUGGCUCGUGAACACUGCUCGCGGUGCUAUCGUCGUCAAGGAGGACGUGGCCGCGGCUCUCAAGUCCGGACACCUACGUGGCUAUGGUGGUGAUGUGUGGUUCCCACAGCCAGCGCCAAAGGACCACCCCUUGCGCUACGCACAGAACCCAUGGGGCGGCGGUAAUGCGAUGGUACCACACAUGAGCGGCACCAGCAUCGACGCGCAGAAGCGGUAUGCGGAUGGCACGAAGGCUAUCUUGGAUAGCUACCUCAGUGGUCGCGAGGAUUACAGGCCGGAAGAUCUCAUUGUGCACAAGGGCGAUUAUGCGACGAAGGCCUAUGGUGACCGUGCCAAAAAAUAG
Messenger RNA from Pseudogymnoascus verrucosus, 2261 nucleotides. It is a transcript of the gene FDH1, whose product is annotated as formate dehydrogenase (NAD+). Gene Ontology annotation, molecular function: oxidoreductase activity, acting on the CH-OH group of donors, NAD or NADP as acceptor; formate dehydrogenase (NAD+) activity; NAD binding. Bases 258 to 2261 code for a protein of 667 amino acids. Gene Ontology annotation, cellular component: cytosol. The record is from RefSeq and is a predicted model, not a curated record. The transcript has 6 exons. NCBI's taxonomy places the organism in Eukaryota, Fungi, Ascomycota, Leotiomycetes, Thelebolales, Thelebolaceae.